AUGUCAGACUACUGGUUGAAGCCGAUCUUCAGCCUGUGUCACACUGGUAGAUCUUCACAGCACCUUCUGGAAGUCAGCGGCAGCAGAGAGGCACUCAGUCCACUCUCAAAGCCCAACUUCCCUCUGGUGCUAUGUUUGGACGGGAGCUGGAUCUUCAUCUCAGUUAGAAGUAUCUAUAUUGGGCCCUCGCUGAACUCCGCAGAAUUCACGGCAGGGGACACCAAUGCUGGAGUGGACGGACCUCUGCAAGAAGAACUGCCUAAAGCAGGAAAUCCAGCUGUUGGACCUAUUGAGAUAUUCCGCUUUGCUGAUACCCUGGACAUCAUCCUCAUGACUCUGGGAAUAGUGGCAUCCAUGGUAAAUGGAGCCACUGUUCCCUUAAUGUCCCUGGUUUUAGGAGAAAUAAGUGAUCGUUUUAUUAGUGGAUGCCUAGUCCAAACCAACAGAACAAACUAUCAGAACUGUUCUCAGUCUCAGGAGCAGCUACAUGAAGACAUCGCUAUGUUGACCCUGUGUUAUGUUGGGAUAGGGGCAGCUGCCCUCGUUUUUGGCUACAUACAGAUUUCCUUCUGGGUCAUAACUGCAGCCCGGCAAACCUCAAGAAUUCGGAAACAGUUUUUUCAUUCAAUUUUGGCACAAGACAUCAGCUGGUUUGACGGCAGUGACGUCUGUGAACUCAACGCCCUCAUGACUGGUGACAUCAACAAAGUCUGCGAUGGUAUUGGAGACAAGAUCGCUCUGCUGUUUCAGAACAUUUCUGGGUUUUCUAUUGGCCUGGUGAUGAGCUUGAUAAAAAGCUGGAAACUGUCCCUGGUGGUGCUGUCCGUCUCUCCUUUCAUAAUGGCUUCAUCAGCGGCGUGCUCCAGGAUGGUCAUCUCAUUGACCAGUAAGGAACUGGAUGCCUAUUCCAAAGCCGGGGCUGUAGCUGAGGAAGUCUUGUCAGCAAUCAGAACAGUCACCGCCUUUGGAAACCAAGAGAAAGAAAUUCAAAGGUAUACACAGAAUCUGAAAGACGCAAAGGACGCUGGUAUAAAGAAGGCAGUAGCUUCAAAGCUGUCUCUUGGAGCUGUCUACUUCUUUAUGAACGGAGCCUAUGGACUGGCUUUUUGGUACGGAACCUCCUUGAUUUUCAGUGGAGAGCCUGGUUAUACCGUUGGGACUAUUCUUGCUGUUUUCUUCAGUGUGAUCCAUAGUAGUUAUUGCAUUGGAUCUGCAGCCCCUCACUUGGAAACCUUCACUGUGGCCCGAGGAGCUGCCUUUAAUAUUUUCCAGGUGAUUGAUAAGAAACCCAAUAUAGACAACUUUUCAAGCGCUGGAUAUAAACCUGAAAUUAUAGAAGGAAACAUAGAAUUUAAAAACGUUUCCUUCAGCUAUCCAUCAAGACCUUCUGUCAAGAUUCUGAAAGGACUCAAUCUCAAGAUUAAACCUGGAGAGACGGUAGCUUUGGUUGGUCCCAGUGGCAGUGGCAAGAGUACAGCAGUCCAGCUUCUGCAGAGGCUUUAUGACCCAGAAGAAGGCUGUAUCACGGUGGAUGAGAUCGACAUCCGAGCCCAAAACGUGAGGCAUUACAGAGAGCACAUUGGCGUGGUCAGCCAAGAGCCAGUUUUGUUUGGGACCACUAUCGGUAACAAUAUUAAGUUUGGGCGCGAAAGCGUGAAUGAAGAGGAGAUGGAGCAAGCAGCGAGGGAGGCGAAUGCCUACGACUUCAUAAUGGCAUUUCCUAAGAAAUUUAAUACGCUAGUAGGGGAAAAAGGAGCUCAAAUGAGCGGGGGCCAGAAACAGAGAAUCGCCAUUGCUCGCGCGCUAGUUCGAAACCCCAAGAUUCUGAUCUUAGACGAAGCUACUUCCGCCCUCGAUGCAGAGAGCGAGUCAGCCGUUCAAGCUGCGCUGGAGAAGGCAAGCAAAGGCCGCACUACAAUUGUGAUCGCACACCGGCUCUCCACUAUCCGAGGGGCAGACCUGAUUGUGACGAUGAAGGAUGGUUUGGUGGCAGAGAAAGGGACCCAUGCUGAGCUCAUGGCAAAGCAAGGGCUGUAUUACUCGCUCGCCGUGGCACAGGAUAUUAAAAAGGCUGAUGAGCAAAUGGAGUCAAGGACACACCCCACUGAAGAAGAUACUAGCUGUGAUUCUCUGCCUGAUGUGAACAGCACCAAGGCCCCUUGCACUGACGAGUUUCAGGAAGCUGGUCACUGUCAAGAGGCAAAUCUUCCUGAAGUUUCUUUAUUAGAAGUAUUUAAAUUAAGCAAGUCCGAAUGGCCUUUUGUGGUUCUGGGAACACUGGCUUCUGUUCUAAAUGGAUCUGUUCAUCCAGCAUUUUCCAUCAUCUUCGCAAAGUUGGUCACCAUGUUCGAAGACAAAAGUAAAACUACCCUGAAGCACGAGGCGCAACUCUACUCUGUGGUGUUGGUCGCCCUGGGCGCUGUGGCCCUGGUCACUUACCUGAUGCAGGGAUUGUUUUAUGGCAGAGCAGAGGAAAACUUAGCCAUGAGACUAAGACACUUGGCAUUCAAAGCCAUGCUGUACCAGGAUAUUGCCUGGUACGAUGAGAAAGAAAACAGCACAGGCGCUCUGACCACGGCACUAGCCAUGGACGUAGCACAGAUCCAGGGUGCAGCAACUUCAAGACUUGGUGUCAUAACACAAGAUGUGACCAACAUGGGGUUGUCUGCUUUCAUCUCCUUCAUAUAUGGAUGGGAGAUGACACUCCUGAUUCUCAGCUUCGCGCCUGUGCUCGCAGUCACGGGAAUGAUUCAAACCGCGGCAGUGGCUGGGUUUGCCAACAAGGAUAAGGAAGAGCUUGUGCGUGCUGGAAAGGUGGCAUCAGAAGCUGUGGAGAACAUACGUACUGUGGUGUCAUUAACAAGAGAGAAAGCCUUUGAGCAAAUGUAUGAGGAGACACUUCAGACCCAACACAGGAAUGCCUUGAAGAGGGCGCACAUCACGGGGAGCUGCUAUGCGGUCAGCCAUGCUUUUGUGCAUUUUGCCCAUGCAGCAGGGUUUCGAUUUGGAGCCUAUUUGAUUCGCACUGGACGGACGACGCCAGAAGGCAUGUUCACAGUUUUUACCGCCAUUGCAUAUGGGGCUAUGGCCAUUGGAGAAACGCUUGUUUGGGCUCCUGAAUAUUCCAAAGCCAAAGCUGGAGCUGCACAUCUGCUUGCUUUGCUGAAAAAGACACCAACUAUAGACAGCUGCAGUCAAGGCGGGGAAAAGCCAGACACCUGCGAAGGGAACUUAGAAUUUCGAGAAGUCUCUUUCUUCUAUCCAUGUCGUCCGGAAGUCCCUGUCCUUCAUGAUUUGUCCCUCAGCGUUGAGAAAGGGAAGACUGUAGCAUUUGUUGGGAGCAGCGGCUGUGGGAAAAGCACAUGUGUCCAACUGCUGCAGAGAUUUUAUGACCCCACGAAAGGACAAGUGCUGCUUGAUGGUGUUGAUGUAAGAGGGUUGAACGUGCAGUGGCUGCGUUCCCAGAUAGCCAUCGUCUCCCAGGAGCCUGUGCUGUUCAACUGCAGCAUGGCAGAGAACAUUGCCUACGGUGACAACAGCCGCGUGGUGCCCUUAGAGGAGAUCAAAGAAGCCGCAGCCGCAGCCGACAUGCAUUCUUUCAUUGAAGGGCUCCCUGGGAAAUACAACACUCAAGUCGGACUGAGAGGGGUGCAGCUUUCUGGAGGCCAGAAGCAAAGGCUGGCUAUCGCAAGAGCUCUUCUCCGGAAGCCAAAAAUUUUACUGCUGGAUGAGGCCACCUCAGCCCUCGACAAUGAAACUGAGAAGGUGGUUCAGCAGGCCCUUGACAGAGCCCGGCAAGGGAGGACCUGCCUAGUGGUGGCUCACAGACUCUCCACGGUACAGAGUGCAGAUAUGAUCGUGGUUCUGCAAAAUGGAAAGAUCAAGGAGCAGGGAACUCAUCAAGAGCUCCUGAGAAACGGAGACACAUAUUUUAAGCUAGUAGCUGCACAUUGCCAGUAG
Messenger RNA from Acomys russatus (golden spiny mouse), 3960 nucleotides. RefSeq names its product ATP binding cassette subfamily B member 5 (gene Abcb5). The record is from RefSeq and is a predicted model, not a curated record. The transcript is spliced from 28 exons. Gene Ontology annotation, molecular function: ABC-type transporter activity; ATP hydrolysis activity; ATP binding. Gene Ontology annotation, cellular component: membrane. The coding region runs from base 1 to 3960 and encodes 1319 amino acids. Gene Ontology annotation, biological process: transmembrane transport. NCBI's taxonomy places the organism in Eukaryota, Metazoa, Chordata, Mammalia, Rodentia, Muridae.